AGAGUUGUCCACUUGGUGGCAGUGUGAGACAAACUAUGACAAGUCGUGCGUCCUACGUCACAUCCGGCGUCCUUGCCGGUUCACUGCUAGUGUGUGGAGAUGGCGGACAGCACAAUUACAGUGACAGUUGCUCAUGGAAGCUCCAAACACAACAUCACAAUAACAGGACAGGAUGGAAAUGAGCCUACACUUAAAGAUCUGUCAGAAGCUCUGGCACAAGCCACUGGGGUACCACAAGCUUCCCAGAAAAUAAUAUUUAAAGGGAAAUCCUUGAAGGAAAUGGAGGAAAGUCUGUCCAGCCUUGGAGUAAAGCAAGGAUGUAAACUUAUGAUGAUCGGGAAAAGGAAUAGUCCAGAGGAGGAGGCUGAACUGAAAAAGCUGAAAGACAUUGAGAAGUCUGUGGAGCAAACAGCCAAGAAGUUGGAGAAGGUUAAUGGCGAACUGACAGGACUGAAAAAUGGCUUCUUAGCAAAAGAUCUACAAGCUGAAGCUCUUAAUAAACUGGACCACAGAGUAAAAGUGGCUGCUGAGCAGUUUAUGAAGAUCCUUGAGGAGAUUGAUGCCAUGACUGUGCCUGAGAAUUUUAGCGACUGUAGGGUGAAGAAAAAAGGACUUGUAAAAGCUGUACAGGGCUUCCUUGCUCAGUGCGACAAGAUUGAAGCCGGCAUAUCAGAUCAUCUGGCAAAGAUUCAGAACAAAAAUUUAGCCCUGACUGAAUAGCGGGAAGUUAACAUCAGCGAUUGCAUUAAUAUUUGCUCUGUGAGCGACUGAGGAAAAAUCACACUGAGCUUCAGUACUGGAGCAGGUUCAACAGUGUUUAUUUAUGUAUUCGUCCUUUAAAGGGCAGCUUAAAACCUGUCGCAGUGAUCUGGAGGUUAAAAGGUAAAAUAGUGGAAAUGCUUGCAGCAGCCUCAUGCUGAAAUUCCAAUUGGUCUAAUGUUUGACAUUGUUUCUUUAAGAUCUGUGGGUAAGAACAUGUACACUGCGUAGGUAGUGUAUCUCAAAGUACUUUAAAAUUUUUAAUGACAAGGUGUAUAAAAUAUUUUGUGUGCAUAGGAAUUAGGAAUUUAAUUUGGUCAAAAGCAUGGUGCAAUAUACGGUGCUUUAAGUCUCUUAACUCCUCAGCAGUGUUUUGAUUGACUCUGUGCUGGAAACCAAUUUUAAAAAAAAAAAAUUUUUUUUCAGUAUCAAAUCAAAUAUGGAGUUAUGUUUAGUGACCUAAAAUUCUCUGUACCCCAGAAAACAUGGAGCACAACAAUUACAGUUGCUAUUGUAAUGGAUCCUGAGCAAGGGAUAAUUGUUGUUGUGGUUUUAUUAUGAUAAAAAUCUUUACGCUUUAAGCCAUUUUUAUGUGGUGUGUGUACACAGCUUGUACUGUGUUGUAUUUGCUGUUGUAAAUUGAGAAAUUCAAUCAGGUAAUGUACUACAAAUUGUAACAGAUAGUAGUCAUGCCAAAUCACAUCAUCAUGUGUUUGUGUGAAUUAUUUUGCUGUGGGCAAUAAAAUUUUGUGUGUUAUUUUA
Messenger RNA from Pangasianodon hypophthalmus (striped catfish), 1521 nucleotides. RefSeq names its product BCL2 associated athanogene 1 (gene bag1). Gene Ontology annotation, molecular function: adenyl-nucleotide exchange factor activity; protein-folding chaperone binding. The record is from RefSeq and is a predicted model, not a curated record. Gene Ontology annotation, biological process: protein stabilization. Gene Ontology annotation, cellular component: cytosol; nucleus; membrane. The coding region runs from base 100 to 720 and encodes 206 amino acids. The transcript has 7 exons. NCBI's taxonomy places the organism in Eukaryota, Metazoa, Chordata, Actinopteri, Siluriformes, Pangasiidae.